Molecule: messenger RNA, 2905 nt
Organism: Solanum lycopersicum (tomato)
Lineage: Eukaryota; Viridiplantae; Streptophyta; Magnoliopsida; Solanales; Solanaceae
Product: ATP-dependent zinc metalloprotease FTSH 4, mitochondrial
Biological process (GO): proteolysis
Cellular component (GO): chloroplast thylakoid; membrane
Molecular function (GO): ATP-dependent peptidase activity; metalloendopeptidase activity; ATP hydrolysis activity
Source: RefSeq, a predicted model, not a curated record
UGUAGAGGUGCUCUUUGACGCACGGUGAACAAGUUAGCACCUCCAAAUACGAGUCACCAAAAAACUAUUUUUUUUUUCUUAUCUAACAGUAGAAUAAAUAUUUAAGUAUUUCUUCAGGAAGAAAAAAAGAAAAAGAAAAUCGACCUUCCUUUUCCAGUUUCCCCUGCCUCCCCAAUUUUCGAUCAACAAAAAAAUUCACAAGGAAUCGAAGCAGAAAGCAUCAAGAAAGUAGAUACAGAAGAAGAGGAAGAAGUUUUUGAGGAAAAAGUGAAAAGGGGUUCAAGAAAAGAUCAAUCUUUCUUGCUUAGAGAUGGCUCUAAUGCGCCUUCUCACACAGGUUGAAAGGCAGCAACCUCAAUUGAGGCAGCUAAGCAAUUUUCUCAAUAGAACCUAUCUUACGUCUAGAGAGGCGAUUGGAGGUGGAGUACAUGGAGCUGGAAGAACCAAGGGAAGGUUUCGAUCAAGUUAUGUUGGAAGCCUAGCCCGGCGGGCACGUGAAACGGAAGAAACUACUGAUGCAGCAUAUCUGAGAGAGCUAUAUCAUAAGAAUGAUCCAGAGGCAGUCAUAAGACUGUUUGAAGGCCAACCUUCACUUCAUUCUAAUCCAGCAGCACUCUCUGAGUAUGUUAAGGCACUGGUUAAGGUUGAUAGAUUAGAUGAAAGUGAGUUGCUCCGGACAUUGCAGAGAGGGAUUGGCGGUACUGCUAGCUCUCAUGCAGAAGAAGCAAAUAUGGGAGCUCUUUCAGCUUUUAGGAAUGUUGGCAAAGCUACAAAAGAUGGUGCUCUUGGUACUCCUAAUGCUCCUAUACAUAUGGUGGCUGUUGAAGGGGGUCAUUUCAAAGAACAGUUGUGGCGUACUUUCCGGGCUCUUGGAUUGGCCUUUCUCUUGAUUUCAGGUGUUGGUGCACUCAUUGAAGAUAGAGGAAUCAGCAAAGCUGCCUCAGGACUUGGUCUAAAUGAGGAAGUGCAGCCGACCAUGGAAACCAAUACAAGAUUUGCCGACGUUAAGGGUGUUGAUGAGGCUAAAGGGGAGUUGGAAGAAAUUGUUCACUAUCUCCGAGACCCUAAGCGAUUCACUCGUCUUGGUGGCAAACUCCCAAAGGGUGUGCUACUUGUUGGUCCUCCUGGAACCGGUAAGACCAUGUUGGCAAGAGCUAUAGCAGGAGAAGCUGGGGUUCCCUUUUUCUCAUGCAGUGGUAGUGAGUUUGAGGAAAUGUUUGUGGGUGUUGGAGCCCGGAGAGUAAGAGACCUUUUUGCAGCUGCUAAGAAACGAUCACCCUGCAUUAUAUUCAUUGAUGAAAUUGAUGCCAUUGGAGGAAGCCGUAACCCAAAGGACCAACAAUAUAUGAGGAUGACUUUGAAUCAGUUGCUUGUUGAGCUGGAUGGGUUCAAACAAAAUGAUGGAGUCAUUGUGAUUGCGGCCACUAACUUCCCAGAAUCAUUGGACAAGGCACUGGUGAGACCUGGACGAUUCGAUCGCAACAUUGUUGUCCCAAAUCCUGAUGUUGAAGGUCGGAAGCAGAUUCUGGAAUCUCACAUGUCAAAGAUUGUCAAGGCAGAUGAUGUCGACCUUAUGAUCAUUUCUAGGGGGACUCCUGGGUUUUCCGGGGCUGACCUUGCCAAUUUGGUUAACAUUGCUGCUGUGAAGGCUGCAAUGGAAGGUGCUAAAGCUGUAAGCUUGGCUGAUCUAGAGUAUGCUAAGGACAAGAUCAUGAUGGGAAGUGAGCGCAAAUCAGCUUUCAUAUCCAAAGAGACGAGAAAGCUUACAGCCUACCAUGAAGGUGGCCAUGCUCUUGUGGCUAUUCAUACAGAUGGGGCUCUUCCAGUGCACAAGGCAACCAUUGUUCCACGUGGAAUGGCUCUUGGUAUGGUUGCUCAAUUGCCAGAGAAGGAUGAGACUAGUAUGUCCCGUAAGCAGAUGCUUGCUCGGCUUGAUGUUUGCAUGGGUGGACGAGUUGCUGAAGAGCUCAUUUUUGGAGAAAGUGAAGUAACUUCUGGUCCUUCUAGCGAUCUCCAGCAAGCAACCAAUCUAGCCAGGGCCAUGGUUACAAAGUUUGGUAUGAGCAAAGAAGUGGGGCUUGUUACCCACAACUACGAUGAUAAUGGGAAGAGUAUGAGCACUGAAACGAGGCUUCUCAUUGAGAAGGAAGUAAGAGAAUUACUUGAAAGGGCUUACAACAAUGCGAAAAUGAUUCUCACCACCCAUAUCAAAGAGCUUCAUGCUCUUGCCAAUGCAUUGCUUGAGCAGGAAACGAUGACCGGAAAUCAGAUUAAGGCCCUGCUUACCCAUGUCAAUUCUAAACAAACACAGCAAAAGAAACCUCAAUUAGUCUCAGAGGAGAGUCCAUCACAGCCCAAUCCAUCUCCUCCAUCAAAUCCGGCUGCUGCAGCAGCAGCAGCAGCUGCAGCCGCUGCAGCUGCGGCCACUGCCGCAGCCAAAACCAAAGGCAUUGCUCCUGUAGGAUCUUAGUGUGGUAACUUGUUGCUAGUUUUUAUCAAUCCAUGUGCAUAUAGUGGAUCAUUCUCAUGCAUGUUUUCCACCCUUUCGUUGCUAUCAAGAAGGUGAUUAAUGUGUGGAGGUGAGUUUUAGAGGUCAACGGAAAUAGUAGCAGAUAAAUGUCAUAAAUACUGUCAAGUGUGUCAUUUUUAGCUGACCUCUUUCUUCUGGUGUUGUAAGCCACUUAGCUGACCUUUACAGAUCUUAGUUUGAUUAUCUGCAGACUCAUUGCCAAUUGAGUUGGACACUUCUCAUGAGUAUAUUGUAAAAUUAGGAGUGUCACAAACUUCAUAGCUUUCCAAUAAUGCAAUUAAUGGUUACCUACCUUUUCUUUUGGCUUUUAGAAGCUGUUUAGCGAGGAUUUUAGUGCAGUAUUUUUCUUAAUCACAUAAUUGUCAUUUGAGGGCU